This is a messenger RNA of Epithele typhae, 1455 nucleotides long. RefSeq lists its product as uncharacterized. The record is from RefSeq and is a predicted model, not a curated record. Bases 1 to 1455 code for a protein of 484 amino acids. The transcript is spliced from 8 exons. NCBI's taxonomy places the organism in Eukaryota, Fungi, Basidiomycota, Agaricomycetes, Polyporales, Epitheliaceae.
AUGCUCAGGUACUCGUUUCUCUCCAAGGAUGCCUCAACAAAGAAGGCACGGAAACAAAUUCUGGACGAGUCUGGGAAACGUUUUUCAGCGAUGGACGAGCUGGUAGGAUGGUCCCCUGUGUCAUCCUCGGCUGUCGAUUUCAUGCACAACUUCUACGGUAUUGCAAAGUACAUGUUUUCUACCCUUCUGAUCGAUGGGUAUCUGCUCGACACCAAGCGCUGGCGGAGUCUUCAGGCGGUUGUCAACUCCAUUCAGUGGCCAUCGUGCGUUGGUCGCCUUCCCAACAACCUCGGGGAAAAUCGUGGGCUUCCAAAGGCCGACCAGUGGCGUCGCUGGGUGAACAUCCAAACCACAGUGCUUUGGUGUGUUUGGCGCGACGAAAAUGACAAGCUUGCUGGCUCCGAGGCGUCUCCAAUCCCGCACAAUGCCUCAAAACGACCCACAUUCACACGAGACAUCUCCCGUAUUUAUAGAUUAUUUCUGUAUGCGUCCAUUGCUGAACGCAUUCUCGCCUCAAGACAGAUCACCCUCGACGACGUGAAACGUGGUCACGGCUUCAUCCAAGAUCUCUGCCUGUUUUAUGAACGCUUCGGACCGGUGUACGCAUGGUGGCUCUUCGCACACGAACGCUUCAACGGGAUUCUUGCUGAUGUCAACCUGAAUGGUCGCCCUUGGGGUGAGAUGGAGCUCACGUUGAUGCGGAACUGGCAGUACAAGCUACGCUUGUAUGAGCUUGUUUCCACACUGCCGCCUGAUGCAACUGAGUACGAACGCGCAGAGCUGAAAAGUAUCUGCCGAGAGCAAGGCGCAGUUCGUGGCACGCUAGGGACACAGAUCGAGGCAUUUGCGCAUGGCGCAUCAACCAUCAACACACCGCGCCGAAGCUCCAAGACCUUCAUCAAUCUUCGGCAGCUUGAAGAUGGUCGCCUCUACCUGCCCCUUCUCUAUCAUCUCAGACGUGUUUUCCCCCACCUGACUAUUGGCGACGAGCAUGAUUUGCGACCUCACGACACAACCUUCCUUGCACACAAGGGCACUCAACGCUUUCCUUUCAUCUCAAAGGAUGCAAUUCGGUACGGAUCAACUGCGGACACUCGCACUGACUCAGAUCAGCACGCUUGCGUCGACUUUGAUGGUAUCAAGCGCAUUCCUUGUCGUAUCAGGUACCAUUUCGAGAUUGAGCUUGUCGGACAAGCCCCCCGAAUGGUCGCCGGAGAAGACAUUCCGACGUUUCCAUGGUCAAUGUAUUGCCUCCUCACCCUCCCACAGCUCAGAUCAUCUAGUAUCACCCAGUCGAGAUCAUUCCAACGUCCUGGCUUGCUGCCGCAGUGGCGAUCGUACCAAUCACGGCCCAUACUGGGCCUGGAUCACUGGGUGGCGCCAGAAUACCCUGCCACUGGCGUUCAUAUCAAUGACAACAUACACCGCUACUGGCGUUCGGAUAAGCUCAUAUGA